Messenger RNA from Stereum hirsutum FP-91666 SS1, 1341 nucleotides. Its product is annotated as FAD/NAD-P-binding domain-containing protein. Bases 1 to 1341 code for a protein of 446 amino acids. Lineage: Eukaryota; Fungi; Basidiomycota; Agaricomycetes; Russulales; Stereaceae. The transcript is spliced from 6 exons. The record is from RefSeq and is a predicted model, not a curated record. Gene Ontology annotation, molecular function: FAD binding.
AUGGCUCCUCCCACUGAAACCGAUGUCUUGAUUGUUGGCGCCGGCCCUGCCGGCAUGUCUGCUGCGCUGUCUCUUCACAAGAACGGUGUCAAGAACAUCACCAUCGUUGAUGCCACGGAGCAGGGUGUUCACUUCUCGCGCGCCAUGGUUAUCCACGCUGCUACGCUGGAGAAAUUGGACACAAUUGGCGUAGCCGAGAAGAUGAUUGAGCUCGGGGAGAAAGUUCCAAUCAUGUCAUACUAUGACCGAAAGUCACUUCUGAUCAACGUCGAGUUCUCCGCCCUUCACCCAUACACCCGAUUCCCCUUCUAUGUUCUUUUGCCCCAGAACAAGACGGAGGAGGUCCUCGCAGACAAACUCGUUUCCGAGGGUAUCCAUGUACACCGUCCUUACAAAGCCAAGAGCAUGCAAAAGGGCACUGAUAGCAAGGGGUAUACCACUGUCAUAUUUGAAGACGGAGCAAGCAUUCGUGCACGAUACGUCAUUGGUGCUGAUGGGUCGCAGUCAGUGAUUCGCCAGCAAGCAGGAAUCGAUUUUGGAGACCCGGACGGUGAUAGUGACGAGGCUGGAACUCUUGCCCAGAUGGUUAUCUGCGACGUCACUUUCUCUAAGCCACCUACAAUUGCGGGCCAUAACAUCCUGUUCGCUCUCUCAACAAACAACUUCUUCGUGUUCUCCCCUCUGCCCUAUCCCGAAAGAAAGGCGUCGCAUGACCCAUCGAAGAGUGGUAUUUAUCGUAUCGCAAGUGGUGUUCCGAUAGCCGAAGGCGUACCGCCCGCAAACACCACGAAAGAAUACGUCCAGGAUCUUAUCAACCGCUUCGGACCAUUGAGGAUGUCAUCGGAUCCUGCUGUAAACGAGAAACCAUUCGAAGUCGAAGAGCUCGUGUGGUACACCCGUUUCCGCACCCGCAGCGCAAUCGCCUCUCGUUUCUGGACUCGUUUCUCUGGUUCCCGCAAUGAACUCGGCGGCAUGAUCAACCUUAUCGGUGAUGCAGCCCACAUACACCCACCGGCUGGAGGUCAAGGCAUGAACCUCGGUCUACGAGACGCCAUCACUAUCGGACCCACCAUCGCUGAGCACAUGACCCACGACUCUCAUCCCGAUAGCAUCAUUGAGUCGUACGCCAAUCUCCGCCGCGAAAGGGCUCUCAGAGUCAUCAACAUUGCGAAAACGAUGGCCAGCACCGUCGGGAUGUCAAUUAGAGCGAGCGAGUACCAUCCUUGGCUCCCAUUCAUCAAACUGAACACUAUCAGAGACUGGGUUUUGUGGACGAUUGGGAAGUCGUACUACGUGAGGAGGAAGUUGGCGUAUGACUUUAGUGGUCUCGGUGCUCCUUAG